UCUUCUGCACAUCAGGCGAGUUAUUCCUGCGUUCAGUGCUGUCGUUUCAGAGUAUUUCAUUAUGUCUCAGCGGUUCUUUAAGGAAAAGAAUGUUGCUGCUGCUUACGCCAAGACGCGGCUCAAACCCCCGGCGUCACUGGUGAGGAGCAUCCUGGACUACCUUCGCAGUGGGUACGAUGGUCCCCUGAAAGCAGCGGUGGACGUGGGCUGCGGCUCCGGCCAGUGUACCCAUCUCCUGGCUCCUCACUUCACCUCCGUGGUGGGUGUGGACAUCUCGGAGGGGCAGAUUGCUGAGGCCGUGAAACUCAACGAGAACCAAGCAGUGGCCUUCAGGGUGAGCCGAGCUGAGUCAUUGCCAUUCCCUGAUGGCAGCCAGCAGCUGGUGACAUCAGGCCAAGCAUGCCAUUGGUUUGACUUGCCAGUGUUCUUUAAGGAGGCAGAUCGUAUCCUGGUGCCUGGUGGUGUGGUGGCCCUUUACUGCUAUGAUGAAGAACGCAUUGUGCAUCACCAACUGGCAAAAAAACUCAAUGGAGUAAUUGAUGAGCUUGUUGACAGCAUAUUUGCAGAGAUCUGGAAGGAAGGCAUCUAUGAUGUGAGGGGCCUGUAUCAAGAGCCCAAGUUUAACAUCCCUUACCCUGACUUCUUUAGGGACAAGAUACACAUCAGUGAGAGGGAGCUGACUGUGGAGGAAUUGACCAUCUUAAUAUCUUCUUGGCCAGGAAUCAGCAUAGCAGAGAAAGAUCUUGUUGAGUUCCAGGAAAAAUUCAUGUUGACUCUGGGAGUAAGCACCCAUCCUGAGCAUACCCCGCAUCCAACUGCGUAACAAUUUUCAGCUCAUCAUGGGCCGUAAACCUUCUGCCUAGACAGCACAGUGACAUUUUUUCAUCUUGGAGCUGCAAUGAUGCCAGAACAGUGCAAGGAAGAUAAAGAUAAAAGGAAAGGCAGGAUGAGGUAAGGUAGUAGUACUGGCAGGGUUAAGUUUUUAGAAGGGUUGAAGUGUGAAAACUCAGUAGUGGAAAUGUGAAAAAAAAUGCAUUGUACAGUAACAUCAGGAUGAAAGUUUUCAAGAAAGGAUAAACUAAAGUAAUGGUCAGGGGACAGGAAAGUGUAAAGAUAUCUCAUGUAGAGCUUUAAGAUGCAGCUUCCAUGAGUGAUGAGAGUAACAUUAGGAGUAAUUUUUCUCUCUCUCUCUCUCUCUCUCUCUCUCUCUCUCUCUCUCUCUCUCUCUCUCUCUCUCUCUCUCUCUCUCUCUCUCUCUCUCUCUCUCUCUCUCUCUCUCUCUCUCUCUCUCUCUCUCUCUCUCUCUCUCUCUCUCUCUCUCUCUCUCUCUCUCUCUCUCUCUUAAUGAAGCUAAUAUCAGUAAAACAUAUUUCCAUUUCCCAGUUUUUCAUAGAGAAAUAUGAUGUUCUUAAUCUAUCAUACAGUGUUUUGAUUCCUUCUGUGACCAGAAUCUAUGGGGCUACUUUGUAUGUACUGUAUGAAUAAUGAUCAUGAUAGUAAUAUACAGUAUAUACUGAUGCAUAUACAAGAUAAAGAUUUAGGCCAUAGUAAAGUAAAAAUGCUCAAAUGUAUGUUAAGCCUUAUCCAGUGACCAACUAUUGAAAAGUGUUUUUAAGAUAAUGUAAUAAUAUGCUUUAAUCAAUUUAUUGGUUUCAGGACUUCAUUAAUUAGAGUGUUUAUAUUUAUAUUCACUAAAAUCUGUGCUGACUGGUAAUCUGGAAUGUGCUCCAAAAAUGUCUGAGCUUCCUAUGUGCUGAUAGCUGGACACUGGCAAGGGAGGGGAAAUGUUUGUAGUAUGGUUAAAUUGUGGAUGAUGUAUUAUUUUGAUCCUUCAUUGCUCAGCAGGAGGCCUUUAUCCCUAAACUAUAUCAAGAUAUAGUUUGUCUUUCUUUAGUACUAGCACUAACAUGUAGUUUUGCUUCUUCUCAUUCAUUGUGGACUUUUAUUGCAUUAAUGAUAAAUAUAUAUAUAUAUA
Messenger RNA from Scylla paramamosain (green mud crab), 1975 nucleotides. RefSeq lists its product as uncharacterized. The transcript has 8 exons. The record is from RefSeq and is a predicted model, not a curated record. Bases 62 to 823 code for a protein of 253 amino acids. NCBI's taxonomy places the organism in Eukaryota, Metazoa, Arthropoda, Malacostraca, Decapoda, Portunidae. Gene Ontology annotation, molecular function: S-adenosylmethionine-dependent methyltransferase activity.